AUGUUUCAUGUUAUUCUUCUCUCAACGCAUUCUGUUUCUACUUGUGUUUCUCUAUCAAUCUCUUUCAUGCUGAUUUUUUCAUUAUUAUUCUUUUUUUCUCAUUCGUUGCCUUAUGUUUGCUAUUUUAUUCCACCAGUAUUCUGCUUUUUUCUUUUCUUUUUCUCUUCCUUUGUUGUCUCCAGUAUUAUAUUUUUAUUUCCCGCUCACUCUCUCUCUCUCUCUCUCUUGCUGAUCUUCUUCUUUCCCCUCUUCAUCUUCUUCUUCGUUCUUUAUUUCAUUCCACUAGCAUUGUAUUUCUCCCUCACUCUCACUUUCCACUCUCUCUCUCUCUCUCUCUCUCUCUCUCUUGCAGAUUCGUCUUUCUGCUCCUUCUUGAAUGAUUUCUUUUCUCAUUUUCUCUUAUUCGUAGUCUUUCAUUUUCUCUUUCAUUCCACUAGUAUUGUAUUUUUCUCUCUCUCUCUCUCUCUCUCUCUCUCUCUCUCUUUCUUACUUAGUCUGUAUUUUUCCUUUCUCUUUCUUUUUCUUCUCCAUUAUUGGAUCUCUCUCUCUCUCUCUCUCUCUCUCUCUCUCUCUCUCUCUGAUACCUUCUUAUUUUCUUUAAUUAUUUAUUUUUCUUUCACAUUUUUUCUUAUUCGUUGUCUUUCCUUUCAUUUUCUCUUUCAUUUUCUCUUUCAUCCCACCAUUUUCAUCUUCUUUCUUUUUCAUUUAUUUUGUCUUUCGUUCCCUAUUUCCACUAGUGUCUCUCUUUUUCCUUUCUUUUUCUCUCUUUUUUUAACGACUCUUCAUCAUCUCUUUCCGUUCAUUCUCUCUCUCUCUCUCUCUCUCUCUCUCUUUUUCCUUCUCUCUGAUUCUUCUCUAUUCUUUCUUACUGUUACAUUUUCUCCCCCAGUUCUCAAACUACUUCUCAUUCACCGCCUUUCCUCCCUAUUUCUUUCGAUCUGUUUCAUGCCUUUUUUUUCUCUUUUUCAUAUUCUUUUCAAAGAUUCUUCUUCUCACUUUGCUCUCUGUCUUUCCCUCUUCCUCAGAUUCUUUUUUCUUAUUUCUUAUUAUUCUCUUUUCCCUCUUUCUCUCUCUUCAUUCGCUCUCUCCGAAUCUCUGUUUCUUUCUAAAUGUUUCCUGUCACAGCCUCUCUUUUAUCCAAAAUUUUUCAUCGCAUCCUCCUCACUCGCUAUCUCUCUUCUCCCUCUCUCUCUUUUUUUUAUUCUCAUUCCACUCUCUUUAAUUUCUUAG
Molecule: messenger RNA, 1230 nt
Organism: Acanthosepion pharaonis
Lineage: Eukaryota; Metazoa; Mollusca; Cephalopoda; Sepiida; Sepiidae
Source: the annotation of a GenBank genome assembly